AAACGGGAGGACGGAGCUUCCGAUCGGCGGCGGCUCACGGUGCGGAAGUGGCCGUAAUGGCGCUGGUUGUGUUGUGCUGUGUGCGUUGUGUUACCGUUGGCGGCCGCUCGUGACCUUGGAUUGAAGCAUGGGUUAAGACAUUGUUAUUAUUGCGAACAGAUGCCAGACAUUUACUGAAUGACCUUUCAGGUAAGUGCUGACUGGUGGUCACUCCUACGAUGAAAGCUGAAAACUAGCCAUGAAAUGCUUGUGCUGCAGAGGUUCAAUGGGAUUUUUGCCAUUGAUUUCUAGAAAGAUUGGAUUCCACCCAGGCCAAAUGUGUGUGACUAACUCUAGAUGCUCAGGCACAGAAAAUGUUAGCCACGUUACACUGUCAGUAUUUAAUAACACAGGUAAAACGUGCUGAGGUGAACUUCUCUUUCUAUUUACUUCACAUGGGAGGUAAUUAGUAUGUUAAAAGCAAUAUGCAAUUAACUCUCAUACAGUGGUAGAGCUGUUUGUUAUGUUGCUCAGUUACCUAGUAACAGAUUUUGAUUGUAUUUUAACAGUACUAGGAAGGUUACUAUGUAUAUUUGAAGUGAAAACAUGAGGCUGAUGUUACUGAUACCUGUUUGUAGAAUGAUCCAAUAGUUUGGGAGAGGCAGAACUGUCAUUACUGGGAGUUUCUAUGUCAUCCUAAGAGAAAGAGAACUGUGGCACUAAGUAUUCAAAAUGCAGCACUCAUUUAUAACAGAAAUGCUCUUAUUCUGCUGGAUCUAUUUACUAUUCUCUAACAGAAAGAGCUGCCCAUCUUUGCCCUUCACUGGAAAGUGUUUCAGUUUAGCACCAUUUGAUCGGUAUAUUUUACUCUCUAAGAAAUGAUUUGUCCAGAAAUAAAGGUUCACUGGCUGAUCUCAUAAGCUAUAUUUAAAUCAAAGUUCUGAACAUUCUGACAUCCGAGUGUCACUCUGUAAUUUCAGAGCAGUUGUAAUACUUUAUCCUCCUGUUAACAGGCUGCCAGAAAUGCUCCUGGCUAAAGCACAUCACCAUUUGUUCUUAAGGCAUCAACGUGCUGGUUGUGGCAGGUAAUCAGGACCUUACAGUUCAUACCUGAUACACCUCUUACACCUCAAUUUUGGCAGCAAUAAUGUUGGAUAUAUAGUACUUACCACCCCCACCCAUUCUUUUUCUCCUUCCUACUGCUUGGAUUGCAGAACUGAAGCUCAAAUCAUUCAUCCCAAAGUCGAUCCUGAAAUCUAUCUCUAUAUAUAUUUUCUUCCUGUAUAACUUUGAAAUUAAACACAAUAUCCACUUUUCUGUUGUGGUAAGACUGGAUGCCUGUGUUAACCCAGCACGAAGUGGGGCUCCUUACUCAACGUUAUCACAUGCAGCGUGUGCAGAUAACAUCACUGCUCGUGUCUGACGGGUGACAUGCAGCUUUAUUUAUAGCACAGCUAAGGCAAAAAGUCGUGUUGAUUGUAAGACGCCACUGACAUCAAUAAAACAACCACCAAAGUGGUCUUUGGGAGUUGCAUUUUCAAUCUGUCCUCUCCAGUUAUGAACCGAUGACCUAUAUCGUAGUUUUACAUGUACAUGUACACAUAGCGCAUUGUAACCGAUGAGUUAUAUCGUAGUUUCAUGUAUACACACACAUGGUUCGCAUUUCCCAAAGGAAAGCUCCAGUGGGUCCCACAUCCUCCCAUCGCUCCCAUCCCCCCCCCCGUCGGGGGCCGUUCCCUACGGAAUCCCCGCCCCACAUUCCAACGUGCUCGUUCCCCGCUGUAAACACGGCGCCGCUCCGCCCCCAGCAACUUCCAGAAGGGCCUCAGCUCUUCGGCGCGCUCCCGCGUAGGGGCGUGUCGUGCCGGCCGUGCGGCUCCGCUUGUGGCGCAGUCAGAAUUGCGGCGGCUGCCGCCGGGCCCAGCGGGCAGCGCGGGGCAGGGGAGGGGCGGCGGGGCGGGGGGCGAUGCCCCGGGUUAUUUUUACCCGGGCGGCUCAUCCUCUCGGGCAGCCCCAGCGCGGCCCCCGCCGCCGCUCCCCGCCCCUGCUCCGGCGGCGCCGCCUAUAAAGCGCCGCCCGCGGGGGAGCCGAGGAUGCAGCUCUACAGCUCCGUGAUCACCCACUACCCCGCGGGCGGAACGGCCCCUCCGAGCGCGGCGACCGUUUUCAAGGUCUCCAUCCCGCCGGGACCCCCCUCCGCCGAGGCAGCGAGCGACGCCGCCGGGCCGAGCCCGAACCCGACCGCCGAGAGCCCCGCCAAGGACGGCCCGAGCCCCGGGGGCCCAGCCGCAGCCGCCAUGCCCGCCUUCUCGUCCUGCCUGGAGGUGAUGCCGAGCGGCCCCGCCGCCGCCGUCCCGCAGUACAGCUCCUGCGCGCAGCUCACCGUCAGCCGCCGCCGCCCGCUGGAGCGCGUGGUGCCCAUCCGCCUGCUGCCCCGGCCCGAGCCCGCUCCGCACGGCCGCGCCUGGCUGGAAGGCGUCGUGCAGAGCGGCGCCGACGAGCCCAGCAACCGCAGCCUGCGGCUCAGCGAGCACUGCCAGGCGCUGCAGGCCGCCGCCAACCAGCCCGGCCCGCAGCCCGAGCGCGGCGGGGAGGACCAGGAGGGCGGCGGAGGAGCGGGCGCGGCGCGGCGGGCGGAGCGCAGCGAGAAGCUGGCGUUGUACCUGGCCGAAGUGGAGAAGCAGGACCGGUACCUGCGGCAGAAGGGCCGAUUCCGCUUCCACAUCAUCCCCGACGGGAACUGCCUGUACCGCGCCGUCUGCAAGGCGGUGUACGGGGACCAGCGGCUGCACGGCGAGCUCCGCGAGCAGACGGUGCACUACAUCGCCGACCACCUGGACCACUUCGGCCCCAUCAUCGAGGGCGACGUCGGGGAGUUCCUCAUCGCCGCCGCGCAGGACGGCGCCUGGGCCGGCUACCCCGAGCUGCUGGCCAUGGGGCAGAUGCUGAACGUCAACAUUCACCUGACGACGGGCGGGCGGCCCGAGAGCCCCACCGUUUCCACCAUGGUCCACUACCUGGGGCCCGAGGACCCGACGCGGCCCAGCAUUUGGCUGAGCUGGCUGAGCAACGGGCACUACGACGCCGUGCUGGACCGCGUCUGCCCCAACCCCGAGUACGAGGCCUGGUGCAGGCAGACUCAGGUGCAGCGCCGGCGGGAUGAGGAGCUGGCCAAGUCCAUGGCCGUGUCCCUGUCCAAGAUGUACAUCGAGCAGAACGCCUGCUCGUGAGGCCGCCCGGGACCAGGGCUGUGGGGACAGAUGGGUGGAAGCGUGCUGGCCGUGAUGGUGAUGCCUUAAUCCUUAAUGAAGCAGCAGCACCCCGGACUGAGACGAGCGGUAGAUCGCGGGGGAUAAAUCCAAGUGUGUUUGUAGUAUUCUGUUGUAGAGACAUAGCCUCGGAUUAUUUGCCAGCAGGUUCUCUGUUCGUUUGUGUCUCCCUUCCUCACCGUUUCUCUAUUUUCUAUGAGAAUGUAUUUUUUGCACAUUUUUAAACUGUUACGUCCAUCUUUUACAUCUCAUGUUAGUAUCUGGCUUUGAGCUGUAUAGCCAAAAAACAUUUGUAACGAUUUUUGUAAAUAAGGCUUAUGAUGUAACAGCUAUUUUUUGCUGUGUUUUUUACCCAUAAACCUUAUAUUUCUACCUAAUGAAGCUGAUGUCGAAUGACCCUCCCAAACUGGCGAAAGCAUCGUGGCUAUUGGCAAAACAAUAGUAGUUGUUCAAGCGCAGCAAAGUAGAAGUCUGCUUUCUGAACAGUUGCUUUCUCUGCCUCGAGUACAGAACAGGUCCUCUGAGCCGGCUGGAAUGCAGCUCCACGUGCACCGCGCAGGGAGCAAUUGACUCUUCUGUAUUUAAUUACUGUUUUGAGUAAACUGGCCUCUCGUUGCCUGGUUGGCUCACCCUCUGCUCCAUUUAUGUUAUUUAUCUGUAAUAACAGAACAUUAACUUGCAAUAGAAUGUUGUGACUAGAUAAUAGCCUACCGCUUUGGCAGUAAUUGCCUUGGCUGCACCUCGGUGUUUGUGUUCCUGUUUCUGGGGUUAUGGUGUCUUUUGUAUGAGCCAUGCUUCUGUUUUGGCGCUUGUAUUGCACCAACAAAUCGUUAUCUGAUCACAACAUUUUAUUCAUUGGAUGUUAUUUUCUAUAUAAGAAAUCAGGAAUGGUAUUUUGAGUUAAAAAGUAUUUAAAUUGAGAUUUGUAUGGUUUGCUGGGUCAAACAUUUAAAUGUUUCCAAGCUGAAUUCUGUUUCUUCUACUUUCUGAUUAACUUGUUAGAUAUAUUUAUUAAGUACGGCAGUUUGUACUUUUUUUAUUUUGUAAUAUAUUGUGAUUUUGGAAUUUAUACAGUAUUUGUAUAAUAGGAAUAUUCUCAGCUAAAAUGGAAUGAAUAAAGAAUAUAAUUUUA
This is a messenger RNA of Coturnix japonica (Japanese quail), 4380 nucleotides long. The record is from RefSeq and is a predicted model, not a curated record. NCBI's taxonomy places the organism in Eukaryota, Metazoa, Chordata, Aves, Galliformes, Phasianidae.